GACGACAGGUUGUUCUACACCGCGCAGCAAAUUCACACUGCUCGAGAGUUGGCCGAGUCCGCCGGACACUCGGAACUGGUCGGCCUACUGGACUCUGCUUCGAGCUACCGCCGCGAUAUCGGCCACUUGCAUGCCGCCGUGACCAAGGCCGACAUGGCCGUGUUAUCGAGGCUCGUCGGCAAGCGGAAGGUGAUUUUGGGUAAGCUGUGACUCUCUGGGGCGGCACAGUUAACUGGCGUCGAAGGUGCCUCUCGUACAUACCCCCGGUCUCACCCAACUGAGGCAAAACCAGGUCAACAGGACCCAUUUUCCCCUCGCCUCGGUAUUGCCGAUCUUACGACUGUUACUUUGACAUGA
Molecule: messenger RNA, 357 nt
Organism: Protopolystoma xenopodis
Lineage: Eukaryota; Metazoa; Platyhelminthes; Monogenea; Polystomatidea; Polystomatidae
Source: the annotation of a GenBank genome assembly